Molecule: messenger RNA, 2401 nt
Organism: Sus scrofa (pig)
Lineage: Eukaryota; Metazoa; Chordata; Mammalia; Artiodactyla; Suidae
Source: RefSeq, a predicted model, not a curated record
AUGGCUGUUGAAGCUUCCAACAUCCAUUUCCUGGAGAGGGUUUUGCAGCCUCUUGUUUCCAAAGUGGCGGGGCCAAACCUCGCCCUCACAUACGUGGUCAAAAUCCGGGGCGGAGAGGUGACAGUGACAGUCCACCAGCCCUACGCCCACCGACCCCAUCACCGCAGCCAAGGACUCCCUCGACUCGCCCGCGGGGCCUCAGCCGGAACGCUGCUGCCCGGGCGGAACGAGUUUCCGGCCGGACGCGUGCUCCUUCCUCCCUGGAAACCCGCACUUCCGCCCUCAGAGUUCCCGCCCAUAGUUCAAGCUGGAAACAUGGAGAGGGCUCCUUCUCCUCUGCGGGACGUGGAGAGAGUGGCCAGGACCGACGAGAGGACGUUGGUCCCUGCCGCUUCCCGAAAAGACUUCCGGGUGCGCUGCACCUCGAAGCGGGCGGUGAUGGAAAUGCUAGAACUGUGCGGCAGCUUCGUGCAAAAACUCGGGGACGCGCUGCCAGAGGAGAUUCGCGAGCCCGUGCUGCGAGAUGCGCAGUGGACUUUCGAGUCAGCUGUGCAAGAGAAUGUCAGCAUCAAUGGGCAGGCGUGGCAGGAAGCUUCAGACAGUUGCUUUAUGGAUUCUGAUAUAAAAGUACUUGAAGACCAGUUUGAUGAAAUCAUAGUUGAUGUAGCCACAAAACGUAAGCAGUAUCCCAGGAAGAUCCUUGAAUGUGUCAUCAAAAUCAUAAAAGCAAAACAAGAAGUUCUGAAGCAGUACCACCCUGUUGUACAUCCAUUAGGCCUAAAAUAUGAUCCCGAUCCAGCCCCUCGUAUGGAAAACUUAAAAUGCAGAGGAGAAGCAAUAGCUGAGGGUAUCAGUGAAGCCAUGAAGCCUCAGAUUAAUGUUGAGUAUUACUGUUGCUUGUUUUUUAAGUCCUUGCCUGCCUUAAUUGAACAAGGAGAUGGAUUUUCCCAAGUUUUAAAGAUGCAGCCUAUCAUCCAGCUCCAGAGAGUCCACCAAGAAGUCUUUUCUGGUUGUUGUAGGAAACCCGAUGUUAAACCUGAGAGCUUUAUAGCGCAAAUAGAAACCACACCAGCAGAGACUUCUACUAGGAAAAGCACUGACUUGGUACUGAGAAGAAAGCGAACUAAAGACUGCCCGCAGAGAAAAUGGUAUCCAUUGCGGCCAAAAAGAAUCAAUCUUGACACCUAAGCUCCUUUGUUUGUCUUGGGAGUGGAAAUCGGGCACUGUCAGCGUUUAGACUACAGCCUAAUGCCUAGCUGGGACUUCCAGAGUGGCUCUUUGCUGGGAUGUGAUGUCACAUUGUAUGUCUUUCCUCACCUUUCAUCGAGAGCCAAUGGAAAGCAUAUAGUUUCUAAAUAUUGGCACAAAGCCCGUCAGUGGUCAUUAACAGCGCAGACUUUUACGGUCUUUGAAUCCCAUCAACACUUGGUUGCCUUACAGCUUUUAUGGAGUUCCAAAAGUAAAAUACUCCUUUGGGGUUCCUGCAUAUACGUCUUGCUUAAAAAAAAGAAGAGCUAUGUAGCAGUUAUUUUUUAUUUAAGGACUGAAAGACAUCUUCAUUUCUACAUAGGAACAGAUGCAGUUGUGUUUUUGUUUUUUGUCUUUUUCUAAUGCAGUUUGAUUUAUCAAGUUAAUAUGCAGAUGACAAGACUGGCUUUGACUUUGUUACUCUUAAGUUCUGCCGAGUUGGAUUUGUGGGAUCAAUUUUAGGAUUUUUUGGUUUUGUUUUGAAAGACGAAGAUAAUGUGUAAGAAUUUCUCUUAGAAAUAAAAAUUGGUAUGUAGCCAAUGUUUCUUACCUACAGUUUGUUUUCCAUAGACCUUUUGACUUUUAAACAUAAUUUGUCUUGGAACUAAUAAUUUAUUUUCAGGAUUCUCACUUCUCUGCAGAUGAUUCGAGUUCAAAAAUAUAUAACAGAUUAAUACAUUAAACAAAUUGCCAUUGUAGAACAAAUAUAGAUGCAGUCAUACUAUUUUAUAUUCAAGGAUGUCUGUAUAUAAAGUAUAUAAUCAUUGGUGGAAGUCUGAGAAAGCUAUAUUGCCUGGACUUCUAACGUUUAACUAUAGUUUCUUAGAGCUCUUAUCGUGCCUCUUACUCACAUUAACACAAUGUAGGGCAGGGCCAUCGAAUUUGCCAACCGUGUCCCGAUUAAUGACUAUAUACCUUCAUUCCUUUGCAGAGCAAUUUACUAAUCAUGAGGUUGGAAAAAUCUGUCCUUCUCUUGUUCAUUAUGUCUUAAUAAUCAUAAAAGUCUAAAAUGUGACAGAAAGUCUGUCUCAGUGAAGAAAACUUCAAAAGCUACUCUAUCCCAUUCAGUAUUUGAAUGUUACAACUUGAGAUUUGUAUAUUUGUGUGUUUUUUAUUAAAAUAAUGUGUUUUUAUUAAAAUAAUGUACAAAGAC